Triticum turgidum subsp. durum (durum wheat) is the source of this 570-nucleotide messenger RNA. Lineage: Eukaryota; Viridiplantae; Streptophyta; Magnoliopsida; Poales; Poaceae. The record is from the annotation of a GenBank genome assembly.
AUGACAAAGAGGUAUGCUUUUGAGGAGAAGGAGAUGGCGCGCAUGCUGCUGCUCGUGUCGCGGGAGCAGGCGAUGCCCAUGCCGAUGCCGAUGGCGGUGCGCGGUGACCGCGCCCCGGAGCGGGUGUUCGUGUGCAAGACGUGCGACCGCGUGUUCCCGUCGUUCCAGGCGCUGGGCGGGCACCGGGCCAGCCACAAGAAGCCACGGCUGGACGACGGGGGCAACCUCAAGCCCAAGUUGCACGGAUGCUCCGUCUGCGGGCUGGAGUUCGCCAUCGGACAGGCGCUCGGUGGCCACAUGCGGCGCCACCGUGCCAUGGCCGUAGGCGGAGGUGGCGGCGUCAUGGCUAUGACGCCGCCGACAGCAGCGAUCAAGAAGCACGGCGACAGCAGCGACGACGCCGUUGUCGGCAUGAAGCGUGGGCUAUGGCUCGACUUGAACCAUCCACCUUGCGAUGAGUACGGCACCAGCAGCGAGAGCGACGACGAGUGCGGCCACAACGCAGCUGCCGCCGGGUACACGUUCCACCAGUUCCUGGAUACCGGCACCAUGGCGGUGGACUGCGUCUAG